Schizophyllum commune H4-8 is the source of this 5755-nucleotide messenger RNA. RefSeq lists its product as uncharacterized. NCBI's taxonomy places the organism in Eukaryota, Fungi, Basidiomycota, Agaricomycetes, Agaricales, Schizophyllaceae. Gene Ontology annotation, molecular function: GTPase activator activity. The coding region runs from base 307 to 5532 and encodes 1741 amino acids. The record is from RefSeq and is a predicted model, not a curated record. The transcript has 5 exons. Gene Ontology annotation, biological process: negative regulation of TOR signaling; positive regulation of GTPase activity; regulation of small GTPase mediated signal transduction. Gene Ontology annotation, cellular component: cytoplasm; nucleus; TSC1-TSC2 complex.
ACUGACCAUCAUCCGGUUCUGACGACGGCGGGAACGUGAAGGCUUUCUGCCCUCCACGACUUCCCCACGACAAACCACGAAGAUUUGGCCAGGCUGCUCGAUGUUUACGGGUUCAUGCCCUCACAAAACCACCAGGAUGUCGAGUCCCCGAGCAGGUUUCGCCCGCGUUCCAACACGGCGUCCUUCCUGGCAUGGCGGCCGCGUCGACCGGAGAACAACUCCCCAAACCAGUCGACGUCCCCCUCGAGCCAUCCCCCGCCGGUGAUCUCGAACCCGCUGUCCCCCCAGGAGCUCAUUGACGCCCUCAUGCCCCCUGCCGUGCCCAGCCUCUCCUACGCCCGCGCGCUCGCCAGCGCGCUCACCACCAUGUCCCCCCUGCCAUCCCACGACACACUCAUGCCGAUCGUGGGCACGCUGUGCUCCCCAAGCAGCCCCGUCGCCUUCCAGGCCGCAGGUUUCGAUAUCCUCGCCUCGUACAUGGAGACCGCUGAUCCGACGCUCACUACCUCCACCCGACUCGCCUACUUCUCGCUCUUCGUGUGCAGCGAGACGGCGUGGCACGUCGAUCUGUGGGAGCCACGCUUCAAGGCGCUGCGCCUGCUCACGAAGGACGGCGCGGAGGUCGUGGGCAUCGAGAUCGAGCUGCUGUCCAUCCUGAAGACGUGGAUCCGCGGCGCGUUCGAGGGGCUCAUCGACGCCGCGGUGCCCGCGGAGAAGACAGAGGUAUCGACGCGCGAACGCAGCCUGAACAUACUCUCGACAUUCCUUACACGCGUUGUCGAGAAACCGCAAUUCGUGUCACGCAUACCGGACCAGGAGAUCACCGGCAUACUCCAUUUCUACGCCAGCCUGGUAGACGCGGCUGCAGUACUAUCGUUCACCGAUGCCCCAUCGCCAGCACCUGUUUCCCCUCCACCUCCCCCGCCAUCCGAGUCACCCUCACGAUUUGGGUACUCACACAGGCGGACGCCAUCAUCCUUGUCGACGCCGUCGCUCAUUGCCUCGCCGACCGAGCCGUCAAGACGAGCACCUGACGUGGCCAUUGCGCUCUAUCUAGCCCACCUGACUUCACAACUCAAGACACUACGCGCCAAACAACUAGGCGAGAUACUUCCAGUGCUGUUCCGAGCACUGGCUUUUGCCUCUGGCCCGCUUCCUCGUCUAAGCGUUACCCAAACGUCAGCGCGCAUGCCCUCGACCGAAGGCAAGAUCUCCGCGGUCGUGAUGCAGCUUCUGCAAGGGCCGCACUCCCGCGCGUGCAUGCGACUGCUCUCGGCGUACAUGUACCCUCCCAGCACGGCAGGGACGGACGAGGACAACAUCUCGACGAGCGACGGCGGCGUUGUCGCGGAGCACAUGCCCAGUGACGACUACCCGCGCGCGAUGCAGACCGCCCUCGGUGCAUAUCGCGCGCUUCGGACGCACGUGCGGCAGGCCCUGUCGUCGCGCAUCGCGCGGACACUCAUAGCCAGGGAGAGUUCCAUGGCGUACUCGCACUCAGGUGCACCGGGACAUAUCGAGGUGCAGCAGGACCUGCUCGAGCGCGCGUGGCCGCGGGAGGACAUGCUUGCUGCGGGCCCCGGCAGUGGGUGGGAUGCGGAGAGACUAGGGCAGGUGCUGCCGCCGGCGAUCGAGCGAUGGGUCGAAUUUUGGGUCGAGGGCAACCCGGCGCAGCAAGAUGUGGUGAGGAGGGGGAAGGAGAGGAUACUGGAGGAGGCAGCGGGGAUGAUCCGGGACAUCUUCCAGGAGUUGGAGACGAGGGAUGCGUCGGAUGCGCAGCUGGAGGAUGACGAGGCGGAGACGGUGGGGCAGAGCUUGCUCAAGCUGGCGAGCUAUGUGCUGCAUCUUAGAAACCCGGAUGGCACUCCUUUCCUACUAUCCAAAUCGCACUCCACCAUGGCUCCCAACGAGUUGUUGCGCAACCUCGCUGCACUUUUAGGACGGAACCCCGGCACUACCCUCUACCCGUCACUCUCGGCCAUCCAGCUCUCCAUUGCCGACCACCUCACCGACGACGAGACCGCGCAGUUGCCGCCCGAGUUGCUGCACCAGCACGACCUGUACCCCACCUCCCCCGAAUGGCUGUCGAACUGGCAAAACCUGCUGGCCAAUGCAGCGCUUGUCGGUCCCCAGCGUCCACGUACGAAGGCAUCCGUCAUGGAUGCGCUUCUCGCCGUCUAUGAUAGCAUUCGCGACAUGCCAGUAUACCGACGACCGUUCGCCGAUCAGAUUCUGGAGUUUUGCGCGCGGUGGGACUCCGCGGACGUCGAGGGUACGCCGGAGGGAGACGACUGUGAAGCCCUGUGGAUCAUUAUGGGCGACGAGGUCGUUUCUCGGACUGUCGAGGGGCAGAGUGCGGAAGACGACGAGACCUCGAUCGAACGAUAUCUCGAGGUGCUGCUGGCUAUCGCCACGCAGGGCGAUGGAGAAGAUGCGGAUGACGAGGAGACUGUCAUGCUCGCUACUGCGGAGCAGAGUCCAUCACCAAGUUUCCCGCACUCCACGAGCUUCAGCACGACCACUGCAACACCGAGCAUGUCGCGCCAGCAAAGCGACUUCCAGAGCCCGACGCGCGAGCGGGAGGUGGGGAUCAUGUCGCUGUUGACGUCGCUCACCUCCGGAUCGGCCUCGCGAUCACAGUCGGUCCAGCAGCGAGGCACAGAACAGGAGGAAUCGACCGACGAGCCCGCGGCAGAGGCUCCCCUACCACGGCCCAUUGCGAUCAUACCACGUGUCACGGGCGCAGUGACGGCGCUCAUUCGAAUAUUCUGCCAGCUGGCGUUCACGCCGCACGCGCUGGUCACAGAGCACCUCGACCUCGCGGUGCGCGUAUACAAGCAGAUGGUGGACUUGCUUAGCCACGGGGCGAAGUCACGUCGCGCGCGAAUCUGCAUCUUGCAGUUCGUGAUGCGCUUGCGGGCGGAUCGGAACCACCAGCUGUACUUCUGCGAGCGCGGGUUCGACUUGGAUGGGCAUCAGUCGACGUUGGCGUCGCUCAUUGAGCGCAGAUCGCCGCCUGAGUCGCCGGAUGAGUGUCGGCCGAUCUUCGAGCGCAGCGUCUCUUCCACGGCUCCUAGACCGUCGAGGGUGAUCCAGCGAGACGGGCGACGAACCUCGCGAGCAGCGCGAGGCGGAAGCGUAGCAUCGGGCUCGACAGCAAGUCGCAGUCGCUCACGAGUGCCAGCGCAGUCGGAGCAAUCAGCACCUCCGAAACCUCGACCCAUGCUCUGGCGAAUAUCUGACAUACUCCCCUUCACCGUGACGGAGUCGGACAUGCCUAGUGAGGGCCUAGUGUGCUACGAUCCCUCGGGACCAGCGAACCAGGUGCUACUGCCGACAUCGUACUAUCUCAGAGCGAUCCUUUCGAUCAUCACGGGCGAGCGCGACUGGGAGGUGCUGUCGUACGUGUUGUGCCACCUACCAGCGCAGUUGGCGAACAAGCAUAUGUUCUGUGGGCCAAACUCGCGUGCGCUCAUGUCGCAGAUCCUCAAUGCGGUGGGCGCGCAGAUCAUGAACGACACAUUUGCUUCUGGAGUCGAUAAGUGGCAGCCGGGACUCAAGGCAAGGGAUGCGCAGGGCCUAGUGUAUCACACACUCUCCGUACUCAUCAGUUAUCGGCGGUGCUUCGACACGCAGCAGCGAAACGCGCUUGUUGAGCUGUUCAUGGCGGGUUUGGAUGGACGACAACCUGCAACCAUCAAGUGCUGUCUGCACGCUCUCUCGCUCUCCGCAUUCGACCUGCAACAGUCUAUGGCCAAGUACAUGACCACCAUCCUCACCAAGCUAUCGCAGAUCAUGACGAACCCCGACAUGGCCGUCCAUAUCCUCGGCUUCCUCGCCAUCGUCGGCUCCAUCCCACCGCUAUACGCCAACUUCACCGAGAGCGACUACAAGCUCGUCUUCGGCGUCGCGCUGCAGUACCUGCAGCACUACAACCGCGAGGGUGCGUCGCCGACGAUGUCUUGGGCGCUCAGCCAGUUCGUCCGCAUCCUUUCCUACCGCAUCGUCUACGUGUGGUUCCUCGCUGUGCGCCUGCCCGACCGCCGCGCGCAUAUGCCGUACAUCACGCGCCAGCUGCUGCUCGCGAACGAGGGGCGCGAGGCGGUCGACGACGCGACGGAGGUGUGCUUCGACUGGCUCGCGCGGUACACGUAUGCGACGGCGGACCCGCGCCCUGCGCACUCGCUGCUUUCGGAUAUCGUGAUGAACGCGGGUGCGGGGACCAGUGGUGGGGAGCAGGCGCAGCAGGAGGCGGCGGUGGACUCGCGGACGUGGGUGUUGGGGAACUCGGUGAUCACAGUGCGCACGCUUGUGAGAGUAGGCUGGGUGGAAGUGAUUGGGAGGAGGCCAUCGGGGCUAACAAAGUUCUUGUGUCGGAUCGAAAACGCGCCGAUGGUUGGGCCGGGCGAUGUGCAUCCGGACAUGAUAACGGGGCCGGCGGCAUUGUUGAUGGAGAGGGGACUGCCUGUGGCGGAGAAUCCAGUACCUCCAGUCGAUGGCGGGGCGUCUGUGCUGCAGAGGUUGCAUGACGAUGCUGUUGACGACAUCAUCCGACGCAACUCUGAAGGUGUCGAAGAGCCACCGGCGCCAGACCCCAUAACGGGCUACGUCUGGAGCAAGACCGCGCCUUCGCAGCGUCGAAAGGAUGUGGCUAUCCUACCUUCGUUCUUCGCUCUGCAACUAUCGCCAUAUCCUACGCCAUCGACCAUUCGACCGGCCUAUGACCAGAAGCAGAUCGAGCGACUGUUCAGCAGCUUGGAUCGCAUGCCGGUCAUUGACACGCACAAGGUCGGAAUCAUGUACGUCGCCCCGGGUCAAACGGAGGAGACGGAAAUCCUUCGCAACUCUCAUGGGUCACCUGCCUACACGCGCUUCCUCGAAGGCCUGGGUCGUCUCAUCGACUUGCGCGGGCAGGUCGAUGUCUACGCAGGAGGGCUUGACCCGGGUGAAGAUGGUGACUAUGCGUACGCAUGGUGGGACGACAUAGGGCAGAUUCUGUACCACGCCGCUACUAUGAUGCCGAACAAGCCUCACGACCCUCAGUGCAACGACAAGAAACGGCACAUCGGCAACGACUACGUACGCAUCGUGUGGAACGACUCCGGCAUGGUCUACCGCUUCGACACGCUCUCCACCCAAUUCCAGUUCGUCAACAUCAUUAUCGAGCCGCACUCGUACGGCGGCAUCGCCGCCUUUUCGAACAACGUGCACGAAAAUGAGUACUUCAAGGUGACCGUGCAGCGCGGGCCGGGAAUGCCUGAAUUCGCGCCCAUCGGGGACUUCAAGCUCAUCUCUGCCGAGAACCUUCCGCUCCUCGUGCGACAGCUGAGUCUGCUCGCCGACUGGUUCGCGUCGGUGUUCAAGGAGACGAAGAAUGACACGGAGCGCAAGGAGAUGCGGACGAACUGGCAAAACCGGCUGCAGCGCAUCCGCAUGUUCAAAAGCACUCUGGGCCCGGGGCAGGAGCAGCCCUCACCGGCGGACGGGCUCAUGGGGGAGGAGCAGUUCCGGGACUUUACUACGGCAUUCUGAGUUCGCGGGCUUUUCAUUGCAUUAGGGUUGCUGGAUGGCUCGAUGGGACUGGUGUUUCUAUAUGUAUCGCUUGUAUUGUAUCAUCUUUGUUCAUUUCUGUAAAGCACACCCUAGUAGGAAGCAAAAUACGCUCUUUCACAGCUUUUGCUAUGUACGACAGCUACUUCACUCAAGGUCAAGCAUUUGAUUGGGCUUAUUUGAGAAUCGAUGCAUCCGCUAUGCA